Cokeromyces recurvatus is the source of this 585-nucleotide messenger RNA. RefSeq lists its product as uncharacterized. Bases 1 to 585 code for a protein of 194 amino acids. NCBI's taxonomy places the organism in Eukaryota, Fungi, Mucoromycota, Mucoromycetes, Mucorales, Mucoraceae. The record is from RefSeq and is a predicted model, not a curated record. The transcript has 4 exons.
AUGUCAAUGAAAGAAAUUUAUUCAGAAACAAUUAUUAUCACUGAUCUGUUUGAUGACAAGUCAGUGAAAUCAUUUUCUACUUGGUGUGGAAUGGCUAAGCUUGACUUUGUUGCUGUCGAACAACAACGUAAAUAUCAAAAGAAUGAUCAAAAGACAAGGCGUCGACUGCUCUGGGUGCUCAAGAAAGAACAUCGGGGGAAGGAGGAUGCCAGCACAAGACUUCGACUCUUGGAGUCGAUGGUGGAUAGACUAGUCCAAAAUUCCUCUGUUGAUAUGGUAUUUGCGUCGUACUCUUGUAGAUCUAAGCAACCAUUUGCAGACCGUGACACAGCCAACCCCAUCCAUGUGCCAAAGACUUCGGGAAAUACACAAGACAUGUUACAGUUUUUGUCUACUUCCAGCAAGCCAAUUGCGAUUGUCGUAGUUGAUUUUGCCGGAUUAACGACCAAUACUAAUGACUUAAUCCAGUGGCUUCAGGAUUACGAAACUGUAAGGUUUGCGUUGAUAGACAACAUAGAGGCCUUCAAUCAAACCUUCACUUUUACCAGAUGUCAUGGUUGUAAGAUUUAUAACUUAAUUCAAUAA